Messenger RNA from Phlebotomus papatasi, 7967 nucleotides. RefSeq names its product dedicator of cytokinesis protein 7 (gene Zir). The transcript is spliced from 12 exons. Gene Ontology annotation, biological process: positive regulation of GTPase activity; small GTPase-mediated signal transduction. The coding region runs from base 173 to 6370 and encodes 2065 amino acids. Gene Ontology annotation, molecular function: guanyl-nucleotide exchange factor activity. The record is from RefSeq and is a predicted model, not a curated record. NCBI's taxonomy places the organism in Eukaryota, Metazoa, Arthropoda, Insecta, Diptera, Psychodidae.
GUAGUUUUGACAGUGCCGCCAUUGUUUUUGUCCGGAUUUUCUUCACUCACCCAGAUUUUUACUGAAAAAAUACAAUUAAAUAGAGAAAUAUGGUGAUUUUUGGUGUCUAAUUAUCUCAGUGGUGCUUCCGGUUAUUCAUUUAGGUGAAAAAUAACUCAAAUAUUCCGUUACAAUGGCCUCAAUGCAGAGGGCUUUUGCCCAGAAACUUUCCAAAUAUCAUGCUUCAGAUGUGAGGAAGAACGUAGCCACGCAGCAAAUUUCCAAUAAAAGCGACACAAGCUCAGUAUGCUCGUCUUCGGUAAAUAUCUCAAUAAAUGAUUUGGUGGAGCCAAUAGAUUACGAGGACUUCCUAAUGCAACACUUUACACUGCUGUGCAGAGAUCCUCUGCGUGGAAUCCUGGAUUUCCCACCGCAGGAUCUCAAGAUCAAGAUAAUCGAACGGAAGUUGAGGACGCUGGAGCAUAUUGUGCCCAAAGAGCCGAUUGAGACUCUGCCACUCUAUGUGCAACAGUGCGUGGAUUGCUUCACGAGACCGUGGAAGGUGGUAGAAUUUGCCCAUCGACACUUCUCAAGUUCCUGCUGUGUCCGUGAGCGCCUGGACAAGGGAGCUUUGAGUCCAAUGUCACAACAGGAAUUUGAGAUUGACAAGGAUUUCGUCUCAUUUGACGACACACUAACUUACCGGAGCGAUAGCUGUACUCCAAGUAGUCGCCAGUCUAUCGCGAGUCUCUCUUCUGUGUCCACUUGUACAGACACUUUGACGCCCAGGAGUUCCUGGGCGAGCUUCGAUCUUAGGAGCUCGGUCAAUGAUCCCCUGAUUCCGGGUCUUCUGGACCGUAUAGCUCCAGAAACCAUUGAUCAGGCCAAUGAGAAUCGACGGAGUGAUGAACGACACGAUGCUCUGUUCAGCCUCUAUCCGGAUUCUGACACUGAAGACGCCGUUGAACGUCGUUUGCCGGCUGAGAUGCCAAUUGAGCAUUUGGGCAAUCGAUUUAUGGUGAAAUGUCUUCAGUUGAAGCUGGAACUUGAAGUUGAGCCAAUAUUCGCUUCAAUGGCCAUUUAUGAUGCCAAAGAGAAGAAGAAAUUGUCGGAAAACUUCUACUUUGACAUGAAUUCGGAAUCUCUGAAACGAAUGCUGGCCUCUCAUGUGCCCUACAGUGAUAUCAGUUCUCAGAGUCGAACUGCUAUCUUCGAAGUGACAAAUCCCAGCAAUGAUCUUUUCCUGGUCAUUCGCCUGGAGAAAGUCCUUCAGGGAGAUAUUAAGGAUUCAGUGGAGCCGUAUUUGAAGGAGGACAAGGAUAAGUAUCGGGACAAAGCAAAGUCAAAUGCUGCUGAUUUUUGUGAGAGACUUGGAAAGUAUCGAAUGCCUUUUGCCUGGACAGGAAUCUACUUGACGAAUAUCUUCAAUGGCGAAAAUGGUGAAAAGGAUGAGAGGGAUGGAAUGACAACAGCUUCAAGCUCAAACAGUCUCGAUAGGAAAUCUUCUACGAGUAGUUUUGAUCAAUUGAGGAAGAGAGCCAGUGAUAUGGGAACUCUGACAAGGAGAGGAUCACUGGAGAGGCGUCAGGAGAAGAGAAGAUCUUGGUCACCAGAUGACUUUGCAAAUAGUAUUGAGACUUUCCGACCAAUUGCCAUCACAGUGUCGAGUUUUUUCAAACAGGAAGGUGAUAAGAUGAAAGAUGAGGAUCUCUUUAAAUUUCUGCCAGAACUCAAGAGGCCAGGAGCAGUCACAAAGAAGUACAAAUGCAUUCCUGGCUCUAUCAAAUUGGAAAUUUCUCCAUGUCCGGACGAAGUGAAGUGUGCUCUAACGCCAGAACUGGCCAAAUUGGAUCCCUAUCCAGAUGAAAAAACCCGUCCCGUUAAAGAAAUCCUGGAAUUCCCUGCACUUCCCAUCAUGCAGCCUCAUUAUUUCUACCGGAAUUUGCUCUUUAUCAAUGCAAAGGAACUCAAUUUUGCCGCUAGAGCCGGAUCUGCCCGUAAUAUUGCUGUCAGGGUGCAGUUGAUGGCUGGAGAGAAGCAAUCGGAUGCUGUUAUGGCUAUUUUUGCCAAGAGCUCUUGUCCAGAAUUCACGUCAGAAGCCUACACUGCUGUUAACUACCACAAUAAAUGCCCUUCAUUCUACGAUGAGAUCAAAAUGGUCCUGCCGGCAAAUCUCAAGCAGAACCAUCAUCUAUUCUUCACGGUUUAUCAUGUUUCCUGCCAGAAAAAGCCCCAGGAGAUCCAGACAACUGUAGAGAGUCCAAUUGGAUACACUUGGAUACCCAUUUUGCAGGACGGGAAGCUCAAUGUGGGAGAGUUCAAUUUGCCAGUGAUGGUGGAAGAGCCUCCGGAGAACUAUUCUUUCAUCCCGCCGGAUGUGCAGCUGCCGGGAACUAAAUGGUUGGACAACCAUCGUCCAGUUUUUUCACUCACCAUCGAUGCUGUUACCUCGGUUCAUACGCUGAACCCUUUUUUGGAUAAAUUCAUCACUCUGUGUGAGUAUUUAGAAACGAGAAAAGUUCCACCGCGAAUUGGUGAGGGAAAUAUGGAGAAGGAGAUGAAGAAGGCUCUUUUAGAUAUUCAGCAGUCAGAUAUUGAGCCUCUGGUGAAACAUUUGCCUGUAAUAAUGGAUAAACUUUUGGAGUUACUCGUGACAACGUACAAAGUUAGUGGACAGGUUCUUUCACUUGCUCCAACUGUCUUUGAGACCCUCAUUUCCAUAUCACAGAAACUCACGGUUCUUCAGGAUGAAGUUUCUCUUGACACAUUCGGUCGUCAUCCCCUUUUGAGCACUUACAUUCAAUAUCAGGCUUUUAUUCCUCAUCCAAUGAAUUCUAAGAUGAGAAUGACAUCGAGUAGGAGUGGGGAGGGUUUUAAUAAGAGCAGCAGUAUUCCUGAUUUACAUGUUCCCACUGAAUUGUCCAGUCGUAGUUUGGACAGAUCUCUUCUGGCUAAGAAUGAAUCCAAGGAUAUUUCUCCAUCGGAUGUCACGGGACGCGAUGGUCAAGUGAGAAUUCUGCAUGAAGAAUUGGCUUUCCGAUGGGUUGUAUCCAGUGGAAGUGCUUCAGAUUUGGCUAUGAAUAAUUCCUGGAUGUUGUUUGAGUUGAUGGUGAAGUGCAUGAUUGAACAUUUGGAUAUUAUGAAUCUGAUGGACUCUCCAAGGAAGAAUCGUUUUCCGCAUCAAUUCACUGAUGAUCUCUCAACUCUUGUACAUCUGGUCACGACAAAAGUUAUUGGGUUCCAUUGCAGCGAAUCCAAAUUUGCCCAAGCUCUCAAUUCUAGUGUGGCUUUCUUCAUCUUCGAUCUGCUCAAUAUUAUGGACAGGGGAUUUGUUUUUGGUUUGAUUAAAACCUACUACAAAGUUAUGACUUCAAAGCUGACUUCCACACCAGAUUUAAUUCACUACAAAUUGGACUUUUUGCGGAUUGUAUGCAGUCAUGAGCACUUUGUGGCUCUGAAUUUACCCUUUGCAACUCCUUACACAACUCUUUCGGCUCCGGCAAGCCCUACACCGAGUAUCACAUCCAAUAAUAGCCAGAAUUCUUACGUCAGUGCUGUGGCUGGUUUGGAUAAAACUCUGUACGCUGAACUGAGUCACGAUUUCCGACAGCAACAUUUCCUGGUUGGCCUUGUUCUGGCUGAAUUGGCAGCAGUUCUUGAAAUAUCUAAUCCAUCGCUACAUGGAAAAGCUAUAAGAUGUAUCAGAAACUUGAUGACCUGCCACGAUCUCGAUACGCGAUAUUCUGAACCGAGCGCUAAAGCUCGAGUGGCUGCUCUCUAUUUGCCCCUUUUGGGCAUCGUUAUGGAUACAAUUCCUCAACUCCAUCAGUUUCUGCCCGAGAGUCACGAUCGCUUGCAAAAUAUUGGAAUACUUGACGACUAUCAGGGUCCACAUGGGAAUAUCAAUUCCCGAGCCACAAUUCAUCCUGAAGUGGCCUAUGCAAUUUCCGGUAGUCGCAUGUACUCCUUCUCGCCGGAUCCAAUUAAGAACAAGUCACCGCUGAGCAUUGAGAACACCAGACACUUGCUCUCGUGCUUUUUGUGGGUACUGAAAAAUCUCGAGCGAGAUGUUUUGUUUAUUUGGACGCUGGGUUUGGCUCCACAUCGAUUGCAUCAGGUGCUUCAGGUGCUGAAUACUUGUCUGCCGUGCUUUGAGUACAAGGGGCAUCGAAGGCAACCGGUUAAGAGGAAUACUCAGAGUUUCCGGAAGACGCCUGAUAUCAAAGAGAGACUCGAGGAGUGUAUAAGGGGAACAGGAUCGGCAAGAAGUGAUUUUAUGAAUAGGCGCAAGGAUCGAAAUUCCACAGAGAUUUUCCGCUGGAGAAAGGAUCAAAUGCCCUAUAGAUCGCAAUUUUAUGACAUUUCCACGAAGAAUGAUUGUGAAUUGGAGGUGAAUUAUUCCAUUGAAGGAUCUCUGGCCACAGAAGUUUGUCUCAUAGUCUUGGAUACGCUUGAACUUAUUGUUCAAGUUGCAACAUCUUCGGAGAUUCAUCACAAUCUUCUGGGAGUUGUACUUAAGGUUCUCCUACAUUCACUCUCACGCAAUCAGAGCACUUUAGCUCUGCAGAAUCUCUUCGCUUCACAGCGAUCUCUCAUCUUUAAAUUUCACAAUUUGCUUUUUGAUGAAGAAACUGACAGCUGUGCUGAUCUGUGUCUUCUUCUGCUCAAGCACUGUGGCUCCCAAUUGCCCAAUGUUCGUUCCCAAGCUGCAGCUUCUCUCUACUUGCUAAUGAGGCAAAAUUUUGAGAUAGGAAAUAAUUUUGCUCGAGUGAAAAUGCAAGUUACAAUGUCACUGAGUUCUUUAGUGGGAACAAGUUCGGCUUUCAGUGAACAAUCCCUAAGGAGGGCUCUCAAGACAAUUCUCGUGUACGCUGAAUCUGAUACAGAGUUGCAAGAGACUUCAUUCCCGGAACAGGUACAAGACCUGCUGUUCAAUCUGCACAUGAUCCUCUCUGAUACAGUGAAGAUGAAGGAGUAUCAGGAAGAUCCAGAAAUGUUGUUAGAUCUGAUGCAUCGCAUUGCCAAAGGAUAUCAAAAUUCUCCGGAUUUGCGACUUACUUGGCUGGAAAAUAUGGCCAAGAAGCAUAUGGAGAGAGCCAAUCACACCGAAGCUGCCAUGUGCUAUGUGCACAGUGCAGCUCUUGUGGCUGAGUAUCUCAGUAUGCUGGAAAGUCAGAAGCACUUGCCAGUUGGAGCUGUAUCAUUCAAGCACAUUUCACCCAAUACCCUCAUGGAAUCAGCCGUUUCGGAUGAUGUCCUCAAUCCGGGAGAGGAUGGUAUUUGUCUGGGGAACAGAUUUACAGAAAUUGGACUUAAGGGUUUGCUCGAAGAGGCGGCAAAUUCCUUCCAAAUUGCCGGAAUGUACGAGGCAAUGAAUGAUGUAUACAAGGUGCUAAUUCCCAUUUGUGAGAACAAUUGUGACUUCCAGAAACUUGGAAAGAUUCAUGGGAAGUUGCAGGAAGCUUUCAAUCGAAUUGCCCAGUUGCAUGGGAAGAGAGUGUUUGGGACCUACUUUAGGGUGGGAUUCUAUGGAGCGAAAUUUGGAGAUUUGGAUCAACAGGAAUUUAUCUAUAAAGAACCAACUUUGACCAAAUUGCCAGAGAUUUUUAGUCGUUUGCAGAAUUUCUACUCUGAUCGCUUUGGGCCGGAUUGUGUGGAAAUUAUCAAGGAUUCCAACAAUGUGGAUAUUAAUAUGUUGGAUCCGGAGAAGGCCUACAUUCAAAUAACCUACGUUGAGCCUUAUUUUGAAACCUACGAGCUUCGUCAUCGAGAGACACAUUUCGAGAGGAAUUUCAACAUAAAGAGAUUCAUCUUUGCGACGCCUUUUACCAAGACUGGCAAAGCCCAUGGCGAUUUGCACGAGCAGUGUAAGAGGAAGACAAUCCUCUCCACUGCCAAUCACUUCCCUUACGUUAAGACGCGCAUUCAGGUGGUCAGCCGGGCUCAGAUAGUUCUGGAACCAAUUGAAGUGGCCAUUGAGGAUAUUCAGAAGAAGACUGUUGAAUUGGCAGCAGCAACAAAUCAAGAACCGGCCGAUCCCAAGAUCCUUCAAAUGGUUCUGCAGGGCUGCAUUGGGACAACUGUCAAUCAAGGUCCAAUGGAGAUGGCUCUGGUGUUCCUAUCAGGACUUUCUGAUGGUUCAACGGUGCCGUCGAAGCAUCAGAACAAAUUGAGGCUGUGCUUCAAGGAUUUCUCCAAGAAGUGUCACGAUGCCCUGAAGAAGAACAAGAAUCUCAUUUUGCCUGACCAGAAGGACUAUCAAAAGGAGUUGGAGAGAAAUUAUCAGAGAUUCACGGAGAGAUUAGCUCCACUCAUUACAAUUAGUCCAACUCAAGCGGCUGGAGUUAUCAACUCGGGAAAUUUUGGAAAAUCAACUCCUCUGAGAUGGUAAAUUUCUUCUAUCUCAACAAUAUUUUCUACGUUCAACAAUCUGGAGCAAUAUUUUUGUAUUUUAUCCCAGUUUUUUUUAUUAGUUCCAUAAAUUGUUUUUUUUUCGUAUUUAAACAACAGUAUUUAUGGAAUAUUAUUUGCUAUUCAUUUUACAAAAUGCUUUAGGUAAGCAGUCCUUAUUAUAAUAAAUAAAAUAAAUAUUUUAUCUACGAGUAUUAAAAAUGUGCUAUGCAACAAAAAUAAAUAAAUAUUCCACUUAGAGUAUCAAUAAAAUCCUAAUAGUGCGUUCAUCAAACUAGAAUUCAAUCUGGAUGGGAUUGACUAGAGUUUGCGUAAAGAUAGUUUCGAUUUUAAAUAUUAAAACUUGCCAAUUUUUAUAUUUUCGUGAAAAAUUCAAAGAAUACAAAUUGAUUACAUAGAUUUUCUGAAAACAAAAUAAAUUUUUAACUCGAAAUAAAAGAAAAAUAAACUUUUCCAGUAAUUUUAAACCAUAUAGGGUAAAUGUCCUAAUUCAAAACCAUAUCCAGACGCUUUAACUUUGACAGAAGAUUCAACACUUUAAAGUUCAUAUUUUUCUGAAGAAAAUUACAUAAAUUUGCUCCUUGACUCUUCUAGAAUGUUACUGUUUAGUGAAAAUUCUUUAAAUAUAAUUUGAAAACUUCUUAAAUACAAGAAAAAUACGCGAGUCUAAAAUGCUUCUAUUGGAAACAAAUUAAUCCAAAUGGAGACAAGGGAAAGUUUCUAAUUGGAGACAAACAGUGGAAGUGAAACCGCGACGAAAGGCUUCCAAAACCAUUUUGAGUUGCUCCUGAGUGCAAGAUUUGUUCUUAUUCCUGGUCUUUUCUCCUUUCCCAUAUAAAAGAAUAAGAAAAUCUAUCCAAAAAAAAAAAUCAUAUUUCCGGGGUUUCCUAUUGAAGCAUUUGCAGACACUUCAGAAAAAACCCUUUUUGUUCACGAAAUAGGUAAUUAUUUCAUUUGAAAACUUCACGUACCGUUAACAAUAAAGAUUAGCACUUAAUUUAACUAAAAUUAGCCAGAAAUAUGACAUAAAUGUUAAAAAAAACAAAUAAACAACAGUCACCUAAUUGUGUUUUUCAUUAGAAUACAUGGUUGAACGCUGAAAAAUUCAAUGGUGAAAAGGUACACUUUUAAUUUUUCUGAGAAAUUAACAAAUUAAAAUUUGUGAAUAUGAAUGGAUCCUCGCUUUAUUUGGAGCAAAAUUAACUAAAUAAUGAAACUGUGGUAUAGAAAAUAUAUAAAUAUAAUAAUUUAGUACUGUAUAUACCAUGAAAAGAAUGAAGUUUCCAUUUGGAGUAGCAAAAAAUUUCCAUUUGAAGCAGGUUUUGAAUUAGCUUAAUUUACUAAUAUUAAUAGUACAUGAGUUUUGAUUUACUCUUAUAUGUUGCAUAGGACAUUAAAAUAAAUUAUUAAAUUGUGUGUAUUGCAAUUCUCUUAAAAAGAAUAAUAGAAAUUUAUUUAAGAAGAAAAUAUGCUAAAUUUAUACCAAAAAAAUAUUCAAUAUUUUAUAAAAAUUUUCAAUUGAACUUUUUGUACUAGUGCUUUUAUCACUCAAAUAUACACAUUCAAAAAAACAAAAA